AGCGUUCCUCCCACGUGACGAGAUCAGGUGCGGCGGCGUCUUCCUCCCACACCAGUUCGCUCUCUCUCUCUCUGACUCUCUCUCGUGGUAGAAAAAACGAACAGAAAACUGGAAAGUAAUAGGAGAAAGCCGCAAUAUGAAAGAUUAAUCCGUCAAUCAUCAUCAAGAUAAUUACAAAAAUGGAGCUUCCCUUCUCUCUGCUGCUACUUUUUCUCAGUUUUUCCACUUGUCUUCACCUUUCCCACGCCAGAGGCGGCCAACGUUCAUCUCUUCCUUCAGUAGGCUUUGAGAACGGUGGUUAUGUGGGUUCUACACGGCACUUGUUCAAGGAGAGCCGGUCUCAUAUUGGCAAUGAUGUUGCCCGAGGUUACAUGACUAACUCUGAUCUUGAGAAGGCCGUUAAGGCUUUUGGGCAAAGAUGUAGUAACAUUUCUAGGAUAUACAGUAUUGGAAAGAGUGUGAAUGGCAUUCCGCUGUGGGUUAUAGAAAUUUCUGACAAGCCCGGGGAGCAAGAGGCUGAACCUGCAUUUAAGUACAUUGGGAAUGUGCAUGGAGAUGAACCGGUAGGGCGUGAGCUUCUACUAUUUCUUGCAAAUUGGAUAUGUGAUAAUCAUUUGAAGGACCCCUUGGCUACAUCGAUUGUAGAGAAUGUUCACCUUCAUAUACUUCCAUCCAUGAAUCCUGAUGGUUUUUCACUUAGGAGGCGUGGUAAUGCAAACAAUGUCGAUCUAAAUCGAGAUUUUCCUGAUCAGUUCUUUCCUUUGAAUGAUGACGUGGAUGUGCGGCAACCUGAAACCAGAGCAAUUAUGAAUUGGCUGAGAGAUAUACAUUUUAUGGCAUCUGCCAGUUUGCAUGGGGGUGCACUUGUUGCAAAUUAUCCAUGGGAUGGCACUGAGAAUAAAAGAACAAAUUACUUUGGAUGUCCUGAUGAUGAAACAUUCCGGUUCAUGGCAAGCAUAUACAGUCGCUCUCACUAUAACAUGUCUUCCAGCAAGGAAUUUCAAGGAGGAAUAACAAAUGGAGCAUCUUGGUAUCCUAUAUAUGGUGGCAUGCAAGACUGGAACUAUAUACAUGGUGGUUGUUUUGAAUUGACCUUAGAGAUAAGUGAUAACAAAUGGCCUAGUGCUAAUGAGCUUCCUACUCUCUGGGAAUACAACAAAAUGAGCAUGCUAAAUCUUGUUGCGAGCCUUUUUAAGACAGGAGUACAUGGAAGGAUUUUUUCAUCGGAUACUGGAAGGCCACUGCUGGGCUCUGUUACAGUAAAAGGAAUAAAUCACACUGUCAAAGCAGGCAGAACCUUUGCUGAUUACCAUCGUUUGCUUGCCCCAGGAGGGCGAUAUGAAGUUAUUGCCACUGUGCCUGGAUACAAAUCCAGAAGCACACGUAUCUGGUUGGAAGGAGCUGCAAUGACACUGGAUUUUGUUCUUGAUCCAGAAGUCACACUUAAGGGUAAUCUACUUCGAAGUAGCUGUGAAUGUGACUCUGGCAAUAAAAGAAGGCUGGAAUUUUUAGGCUUUCUUUGGGAAGGCCAUCUGGAAAUUUGCUUUAUUUUGAUUGUUAUUAUAGGAUUUCUUUGCUUCUUAUUUCGGAGGAGAAUGAAAAAUAAUAACCUUUCAAAACAUAGACAUCUUGUAGGGCCCAAAAGAGCAGUUGUGGUUUCAAACUCAUGAUAUUUUUACUUUUGUUAAAGAUGAAAGUAUAUUUUACCUCAUAAAAGAAACAGAAAUUAAAUGCUCUUCUCCAUUAA
Molecule: messenger RNA, 1747 nt
Organism: Juglans microcarpa x Juglans regia
Lineage: Eukaryota; Viridiplantae; Streptophyta; Magnoliopsida; Fagales; Juglandaceae
Product: carboxypeptidase SOL1
Exons: 15
Coding region: 180-1670 (496 amino acids)
Biological process (GO): proteolysis
Molecular function (GO): zinc ion binding; metallocarboxypeptidase activity; oxidoreductase activity
Source: RefSeq, a predicted model, not a curated record